Molecule: messenger RNA, 2025 nt
Organism: Yamadazyma jaroonii
Lineage: Eukaryota; Fungi; Ascomycota; Pichiomycetes; Serinales; Debaryomycetaceae
Source: the annotation of a GenBank genome assembly
AUGAUUAGAAGAAGUUCAAGGGCAAAUAAAGGUAGACACUCCCAGAGAGAUGCCGAAUUGGAACAAGCCUUCAAAGAUGAAAUCGAGAAUUAUAUUUCUGAUGAUGAUCGUCCUUCAAAAAUGCUCAAACUUGAUAAUGAUGGAGAAUAUGGUGGAGAUGAGGUUUCAGACUUAGAAAUAGAUUUUAAUGGUUCAGAUGUGGAAGAAGAAGAAUUGGAUGUUAAUGAAGAUUCGGGAUCAGUCAAAUGUAUUUGUGGAGCUAACGAUUCCAAUUAUGAAGAUUUUAAUGAAAAGUAUGGUGAAGAAAUGAUUUGUUGUGAUAAGUGUAAUACCUGGCAACAUAAUAGUUGUAUGAAGAUUGGCCGUGUGCCUAAGAGUUACAUGUGUAAUGACUGUGCCAACAGUGCCAGAACUAGUACUAAGAUAGCCACAAAACCUACCAAAAUCACCAAGAGUACCGUCACCAAAAGUAUGGCCAUAAGACCAACUGCCACAAAACCAACUGCCACAAAAACAACCAACACUGAUUUCCCUGAAUUCAAAGACUCAUCAAAAAUAAGUAUUGCCAGAAUCUUCCAAACUACCGUCACCACUAAACUUCCUAAAGACUCUGACCCAGAAAUUGCCCAUAAUUGGGCUGUUAGGUUAACUAACGCAGUUUAUACGGACUCAAACCCCCAACAGAAAGCAAGAGCAGUGUUACCAUUGUUGAAAAAUAACGAUGUAUUAAAUAAAAUGAUUAGUAACUCUAUAACUCCUGAACAGUUGAUAUCCUUAAGACCUCAAGAUGUGGUCAAAGGUUUGAAUGAAAUAGCCGAAAAGGUUAGGUUAGAAUCGUUGAAAAGAUCAGUGUUGAAAGUUGAUGAGGCUCCUAGAGUUCGGAGAACUCACAAAGGUGAAGAAGUGGUGGAAGAUGUUAGUGAUCAACAUAAAGCUGAAAUGGAAGUAAAUAUUGUUUCCAGAUCUGUUGAUCAUAGAGUAUUUGAAGAUAAGAAGAAAGUCCACAAACAGGAAGUCCACAAACAGGAAGUAACCAAGGAAAAAGAAAAUACUUAUAAUUUCAAUACUGCGAUGUUAGAUGAUGAUUCAGAGGAUGAAAAGGAUAGUUUUACUAAGGACAGUAGUACUGGCUUAGAUGAUGAUGAUGAUUUAGAUAAGAUUCUUGGUCAUAAAACCCCACCAGCUACUGCUCCAUCAACUCCAGGUCCAAAAUCUAUUUUAAAAAGUCCAUCUACAAAACCAAAUGCCACAAAAUCAAUUUUAAAAACCUCAACAAAUACUUCAUCAUCCACAAAUAUAGAGUCAUGUGAUAUUUGGAAAGGAAGGUUAACAUUCCCUGAUUUCACUUCCUUCACAGCAUCUGCUAAGUUUAUUACGGCUACGGGAUACCAAAAUCCCACUUCAGAGUCCGCCAUCAAGUUCCAUAAUCAUUGUAUCAAUACCAGUAAACAAAUCUUCACCAGAUCAUUCUAUGAUAUCCAAGGAAAAUUGGACAGAUCACGUGCUGAUCCUUAUUUGACCACUGUCAAGUCAUCCAAGGACUUCUUUGUGUUCGAGGUCACUAAUGAGGACAAUCAAGAUGAUUACAAUAAGCUAUUUGGUUACUUAUUGACCAAAAAUAGGGUAGGUGUUUUGAGUGGUAAGCCAGCAUUUGCUAAAGAUGCUUAUUUGUUCGCUUUGAAAGACAGUGUUCCAUCUUACUUCCGUGAUCUAGUCAAUUUGAAUGGUAGACAGGGAUUGUAUGCCGUGUAUGUGUUGAAGAAGAACGAUAGACCAAGUGUGAGUGCUCCCGUCAGAGCUUCAGUAGAGGUUGCUAAUCCUUUGAGUAGUAUUUUGAGUGCUUUGUCAACUCCUGCAGUACCUUCUGCGGUGGUACAGCCACCAGCUGAAGAUAAGUUGGCUCAUAUGAACCUUCCAGCUGAUUUAACACCUCAACAAAGAACGGCCAUAGUCAACUUGCUUGAGGCCAAUCCCCAUUUGGAGGGCAACCCUGAACAGAUUCUUGAUAUUGUGAGACAGGGGUGA